UUCAAUGAUUUGUGUGUAGCCAAUAAAGUUCUUAGAUGUUUAAUCAUAUUUUAUUUACAGGAACUUCAGUCAUCUGUGGAAAUGCAAGUGAAAAUAAAACCACUACUGCGAGUGCGUCGACUGUGGCUGGUAGCAGCACUUCCCUCUCAUCUGCUACCACCCCCCUACUUUCCACUAUUUCCUUUGUCACAUUGUCUACUACUCCUGAAACAAUAACAACUGAUACAACAGAGCCCACCCCACAAGCAACUACUGAAUCAAAUGAAACAACAACAGUAACGGUACCUGUAACAUCUGCUACUGUUACUAAUGUAACAACUGGUCAAACAUCAACUGUAGGAAACUCUAGUACUGCUGUAUCAACAACAACAGCACCACCAUCAACUACUGCUGCAUCACCUACCACUGGGACACCACUUACUACUGCUGCCCCAAGCCCUUUCCCAUCUCAAAAUGAAUACACAGUGUCUGAAAAUGGUGUCAUUUGUUUGAAAGUUGAUAUAAAAGCCUACUUUAAAAAGGGCGAAGCAGUGUUAGAGAAUGUUACUUCAUUGUACAAAGUUGACAAUAGCAGUAGCUCAUGCAGCUUAAUUGAUGUUGUUUAUAUGGAAAAUGAAUUUUCAAUGACCUUUAAAAUGGAUACGAAAAAUUCUUCUUUUUACCUGAGUUAUGUAAAAGCAAACUUAAAUGGAAUUGAAGCAAAUUCAACUCAACUCACAGUUGGUAAAGUGGCAUUGAAAGCUUCAUACAUGUGUGCAUCGGGUAUAGAAGUGAAAAUGAGCAAUAACAUCACUAUGGUGUUGGAAUAUGUACAAUUUCAAGCAUUCAAAAUUGACAAUGGAAAAUAUGGAAUUGCAACAAAGUGCCAUUCGGAUCUCAGUUCAAUUAUUCCAAUAGUAGUUGGUUCGGUGUUGGCGGGGUUGAUACUUGUAGUAAUUUUGGCUUAUGUCGUUGGACGACGCAGAAGUCGAACGGGCUAUGAGGAAAUCUAAGACACGAUUUAGAUUUUGCCUUCCGUUACAAAAUGCUUCAACUUCGCUUUUUUGUUUUCGAUACCUUUUGCAGUGAAACUAAUUUGAUAAAGAUUACUAGUUAGUUUCAUCGCAAGCCUAGCCUUUUGAUCUGUCACAAGAACUAUAUGACAUAAUGUAUCUGUUCAUAUACCAUACAUGCACAAGCAUAAUAUGCAUUUUCUUAUGUUGUUUAUAAUUUUUAAUCAUAAAGUUUGAACAGAAGGGUGGUUGGUUCUCAAUUGAAAGUAAAUUUCCUUUAAUAUCCAGCAUUGUAUCCCUUUGAAUAUUUUUAAAUAAUACUUGAAAUUCUGUUUUUUUUAAAGUGAGGUGGUAUGAUUGGGCUAUUUUGUGGUUUGCGUAAGUGUUGUGCAAUUGUUGAUGCACUCGUCUCGUGACUUGUUACUACAUUAGUUAAUUAUUAGUCUAUCUAUGCGAUGCCACACUGAGCGAAUUGACUUGAAUAAUUUUAAAUUAUAAGUCAAUAAGCAUACGUUGCACUGCAGGCACAUGAAAAUAUUAAUGUCUAUUUGUGGUUGUACCAAUUAAGAAUAUGUCACACGCACACAAUCAUAGUCGUUAAACUCUUACAAAUGUGGGGGCCGUUAUAGUUAGACAUACAAACAAAUUACAUCUAAUUGGGUAUAAUACUUACUUGUGAUUAAUUCAGUGUAUAAAAUUCCAUGAUUGGCCCGCCUAACCUGCAACUCCUGGUUAGGUGGCUAUGGCCACAAUACAUCUCAACAUGUUGAAAUGUUCUGCUACAUGUUCUUGUGCGAUAUUUUGUGUCACAAGAACUGUAUUAUCAAAUAACGGAUUCCUAAUAAUUAUGUCAAACAGUGUAAUAAUAAUAUAUGAACACAUUUUGUAAAUUAAUAUCUUUAGUUUACCACGGAAAACAAACUAACAAAUUUUUUUUUUCCCCUUUACACACCAAUCUUACAUGAACAUACACUCGACACUUCAUAACACAACCAUGCACAAACAGCCCAGAUAUGCGGAGGUGACAUUGGAAACAACGUAAUCAUUCCAAUUGCUGUUGGAUGUGCCCUGGGUGGUCUCAUCAUCAUAGUAAUUAUCGCCUAUUUGAUUGGCCGACGUCGCAUGAAGCACAGAUAUGAAGCAAUGUAAAGGAUUGCCACGUAAGCCAAACAUUGCGAUUUCAGAAUUCAUUACAAACAUCAUAUAAUAAAUUGAGGAUGGUGGUAAAUAUUCUGUUUAAUGGGGGUGAUAAUUUUCUGUUGAACUUAACAAUGUUGUCAUGUUAGGUGGUAUUUCUUAUAACUUAAAGGUUGUGUUUAAGUGAAUUUGUCUGAAUAAAUUUUGUCGCUGUUUCAAGCUUGUGGUUAAGGAUUGCUUUAGUUUCGUUUAGUUCAUGAUAUCAUUGUGAUUUAAAAUACCUUUGAUGAUGGUAAACUUACAUCCAUUGGUAAUACUGUCAGUGCUUCGAUCAGCACAAUUUUUUUUUUUUUUAGUGGUUGCAUAUUUUUAUUAUGGUAAACAUUAACACCUGCGCAAAUUGUACCACCCACUUGAUUUCUCGAGAUUUGAAUGACUGUUGAUUAAUUGUAGUCCUCAUGUAUUGUAAUAUUGCAGCUGUGUUUAUUUUAAACCCACACACAAAAAGUCUUCUUUGAAUAUUAAUCCGAUUUUAAAAAGCUGUAUAUUCUGAUAUAUAAUAACUAGAUAAAUGAACAUUCGACCACUGAACUGGUGUAAUGUUAAUAUGUUUACUUGAUCGUUGCGUGAUGUCGGAGGUAGACGUCAGCUGUUACCUGUUAAUAAUUUACAGGAUUGAAUGCUGGAUAUUAAAUGUCAAGAUAACAAUGCCUUUUUCUUCCAAAACAAUUUACAACAAUAACACUUUCGGACUUUUACCAGACAUACUUUCACUUCAUGCUGUAACUUAAACAUCAUAUUCACAACUUUAAAUGUUUUUGGAAUAAGAAAUUUGAAAUUGGAUUUGUUUUUUAAAUUUUCAAUAUUUAUGUUCACUGCUGUGUUGCUCUUUGAACAAAAUUGUUCUUCGCACUUGAGAUUGUAAAAAAUAUAACACUCAAACAAACAAUUUUCAUUGCUUUACUGUCGUGUCAUUUUAAUUUAAAUAUUUUUCGUGUAACUCAUGUAAAAUAAAUUUUCACUUCAG
Ciona intestinalis (vase tunicate) is the source of this 3156-nucleotide messenger RNA. NCBI's taxonomy places the organism in Eukaryota, Metazoa, Chordata, Ascidiacea, Phlebobranchia, Cionidae. The record is from RefSeq and is a predicted model, not a curated record.